Molecule: messenger RNA, 700 nt
Organism: Lutzomyia longipalpis
Lineage: Eukaryota; Metazoa; Arthropoda; Insecta; Diptera; Psychodidae
Gene: RpL11
Product: 60S ribosomal protein L11
Exons: 4
Coding region: 58-654 (198 amino acids)
Biological process (GO): translation
Cellular component (GO): cytosolic large ribosomal subunit; ribosome
Molecular function (GO): structural constituent of ribosome; RNA binding
Source: RefSeq, a predicted model, not a curated record
GGGAAUUUUUCUCUUUCUCGCUUCUUUCUUUCUCUUUCUUUCUUUGCGAGUUUCACAAUGACUAGUGUUACAGCUAAACCCGCUGCUGCUCCUGCGGGCGAUAAAGCCCCAGGGAAGAAGAUCAAGAGGGAUAAGGCGAAGAAUCCCAUGCGAGAUUUGCACAUCAGAAAGCUCUGCUUAAAUAUCUGCGUUGGUGAAUCCGGUGAUAGGCUUACCAGAGCAGCCAAGGUUUUGGAACAACUGACUGGUCAACAGCCCGUCUUCUCAAAAGCCCGCUACACCGUGAGGAGCUUUGGCAUUCGUAGGAAUGAAAAGAUCGCCGUGCACUGCACAGUGCGUGGAGCUAAAGCUGAGGAGAUUCUUGAGCGAGGUCUCAAGGUGCGCGAAUACGAGUUGAGGCGUGAUAAUUUCUCCUCUACGGGUAAUUUUGGCUUCGGUAUCCAGGAGCACAUUGACUUGGGUAUCAAGUACGAUCCCUCCAUUGGUAUCUACGGUCUUGACUUCUACGUCGUGCUGGGACGACCUGGAUUCAAUGUUGCCCACAAGAGACGCAAGAUGGGAAAGAUUGGAUUCCAGCAUCGGCUCACAAAGGAGGAUGCCAUGAAGUGGUUCCAGCAGAAGUAUGAUGGUAUCAUCCUUAACAGCAAAAAGUGAGGCAUUGCUCGUGUGAGCCAAUAAACACCGUUGCACUGCGAAAAAA